AGUCCAUGAGGAAAAACAAUCUCUCACAUCCCUGUGAGUGAGUGUGUGGUUUGUGGUGUGUGUUUGUGUGUGUGUGUGUGACCGUGCAUAAGCAUAGUGGGGGUUGUCAGCUGUCGGACACUUUAGCAUCCAAUGAGGCCGAUCGGUUUUCAACUCUUCUUCAGUCUUCUAGUGCACUUCAUAACAACCAUAUCGGAUUAUAGUCAAUAAUGAAGGUGCAUGCUUUCGUACGGUAGUGAUAUAAGAGCGCCGAAGUGAGUGAUGAUGGAAGAGCUAGGAGGUGCGUCACCGUCACCGAGGGAUGUCACGCAGAUGCGAGUCUGCACAGAGUUGCAGGUCACAGGCACAGAGGCGUCGCCCAGCUGAGGACGCGGUCCGGUCGAGCAGCACCAGGAGGAACAGGAGGAGGUUGUGCAGGAACAGGAGGAAGUUGUGCAGGAGCACGACCUCCACCAGCCUUCCUACCAACGUCUGCGCUCCUUCAGCAUGGGAUCUUUCAACGGGUUAAACGGUGAGUGCGGCGGCGGCGGCGAUGGAGGCAGCGGUGGCGGAGGCGGCGACACGUGGGUGAGCGGGGGCGGUGGAGGGGCCACUAUGAUGGACGGGUGGGGCUCGAUGCCGCCUCCGGGUCUGGAGCAAAGCUGUCAGUCGCUGUGGCCGCCCCCGGACGAUAUGGCCUCCUUCUCGCUUCUCGACCUCGACCCUUUGGCCACUCUAUUCCCGCCAACCACCUAUAAUGAUUGCUGCGAUUGCAGAUCAGAGAUGGGAGUGGGGGGAAUGGUGGACUGCAAGCAGCAGCAGCAUCAGCAGCACCAGCAGGGAGACAUGGCGGCUGAUGUGCUGCUCAGCCUCAAGCAUGCAGUGGUGCACCCCUCGGCGGGAGGGCUGCAGUCCCCCGGGGGCAGUCACCACCACCACUACGCCGCCCCUCCACCGCCCCCGCCAUCACAGGCCUCCCUCUCAUACACCGUGCACCCGCAUCAGAUGGCGGUGUCGAUGUCUCCGGGAGGUGGAGGCGGGUGUUAUGGCGCACAAGGCGGUGCACAGUUCGGGUGCGACCAGAUGUCGCCCAUGGCACAGGCGCCCCCCGCACCCCCCUACCAGUUCCCCAGCAUGUCCGUCAAUGUCAGCAUGAACAUGACCAUGCACGGCUACCCACCGUGUCCUGUCUCCUCGGUACACGACCAAAUACCUCAAGUGCAAUGGACACCAGCCGGGGCAGUGGCAGGAGGCAGCAACCUGUCACCGGUCUACCACCAGAGUCCGCAGUACGCGGGGGCCACCUACUCCUUCACGGCCGACUUCCGAGCCCCGCCGCAGCCCGCCCCCGGCCCCCCCGCCACUGCACCUCCGCCUCCACCGGAUCCCUUUGCCGCCUGCUUCAAGGCGCCGCCUAUGCAUCCGCACUCCAAGCCGCCUCCCAGCCACCACCUCAGCAAGCGCACUACUAAACUGCUCGCACCCGAUUCACCCCCGCCGUCCGAUCAGGUGGAGUUGGGUAGGCCGAACCAGUGUCGCAUCUGCGGCAAGACGUACGCGCGACCGAGCACACUCAAGACCCACCUACGCACGCACUCGGGCGAGAAGCCAUACCGCUGUGACGACUGCAACAAGUCCUUCAGUCAGGCCGCCAACCUCACCGCUCACGUCAGAACCCACUCGGGCGAGAAGCCGUUCCGGUGUCCGAUCUGCGCGCGCCGCUUCUCGCAGUCGUCGUCGGUGACGACGCACAUGCGCACGCACUCGGGCGAACGACCCUACCGCUGUCGGCUGUGCAAGAAGGCCUUCUCCGACUCGUCGACGCUCACCAAGCACCUUCGCAUCCACUCCGGCGAGAAGCCCUACCAGUGCAAGCUCUGCCUUCUGCGCUUCUCGCAGUCGGGCAACCUCAACCGCCACAUGCGGGUGCACGGCGCCGCCGCCGGCGUCGGUCUCGGCCUCCUGGGGCCCGCGUGACCCUGGCACGCCGUCUGCUGUCAGCGCAACUGUUGGUGCGGACAAUGAGUGCGUUCUCUAGGCAGCAAUCAAUGAGCGCGAACUAUAAAAGUGUUGACAUGGUAACAUACUGCAUUUGGAACUAUCUCUGGGGUGUGUAGGUAGACACAAUGUGAUAAUACUAUGUCAUAGUAUUAUACAUGUAGUCUACACAACACACAACUAUGAGUGAAAACAUGGUACCGUAGGCCACCUCAUGUGAAGCAAUUAUCCAUUUUAAUUAUUGGAACCAGGCAGAAUACACGUUAAAAGUCUUCAACACAGUUGCUAUUCGAACUCUGAAACUGGUGCAAUCAUUUGAAUAGAAUGCCUUCAGGAAGAACUUCUUUUGAAGCACAAUAAUAUUAUGCACCAAGUGAGAAAAGAAAUGUAGGAAGGCCGAGGAAAAGAUUUAUUUAUUUAUUGGAUAGAGCAAACAAUACAAUAGUCGGAAAAGAAAAAACAGGCUAUUGCCCAAAACUUUUUCAAUGAGUACCGGAGCAGGUUAAUAAUCAAUAGACCUAACCCUUGAAGUGGAGAAGAAGAAGAAUUAUUGGAGCCAACCCACAAACUACCAGGUACCAGGCAGCAUUUGUAAUAUAUGUUUCUGUAGGACAUAAAUUGUGUUAUACGUGUAGAGUACACAACACAAAACAACGCGUGAAAGCAUGGUAUCCUACCUCACAGGCAGCAAUCAACAAUUUUAGUGAUUGGAACCAACAUACGAACUAUCCCCAUGCAGGUAAACAUUCUGUAGGCAGCUAUCUACCAUUUCAAUAUGGGUGCGAACUACAUAAUUUCAAGUGUUGACAUGGUACCAUGAAGCAUUUGGAGCUAUCUCUAUGUAGGUAGACGCAUUGUGUUAUACGUGUAGUCUCCACAAUACACAAUGAGUGGAAGCAUGGUUCUACCAUAGGCCUACCUCAUCGGCAUAAUUAACAAGUUGAAUGCUUGAAAACAAGACAGGAACUAUAAUACCAUGUGCUACUAACAGUAAUUAUUCGUUGGAGUUUUAGCAAUGUGAUUUAUUAUAUCACAGUUUGUUAUACGGUCUAAAAAUAGGCUACAUACUACUAUAUCAAUGAGAACAGUAGUUGGGUAGAGAUAACAUAUCUCAAAGUGGUCGAUAAUUCAUUUUCUGUGUAGUAAUAAAGGUGAUAGAUAACUAUAUUACAUAAAACUAUGAUACUUGAAUUUGUCAAUCCAGUUCACUGGAGUUUGAUUUAAGUGUAACAACCGCAAGAAGUCGAUGAAUAAGUCGUUUAGUUUAAUAUGGUUAUAGGCCUAUCAUUUUUAGCCUUUUCAUUUUUAGCCUUGUACAUGGGUAAUGGAAAGGAUGGUGAUGAUAAAUGAAGAGGAACACGUUUUAGGUGGUUUCCGAAUUACUGGGGAGUGGAUAUGAAGCUCAUAAUUCUCAAUUAUGAGAGAUUAUUGAACCUCCUGUUGCAGGUAGUCUUUCAACCACCGGGAAGUGAUUCUGGAAGAACAUUACCGGGUGUGUUAAAAUAGAUUGUUGGAUACUUGAGUUGUUUGUUUCAAUUUUUAGUUGAGAACAGAAACUGUUCACUACUCUUCGUUAUUUCCCUACCUCAUUAACUUGCUUAGAAAACAGUUGUUUUUGUGCUGAACAAUAAUUUAAGUAAAAUUAUCGACAGCUCGUGUGAAUUGUUGAAAAUCGUAACAUGUUCGCCUAAUCCUGGGGACUAAUCAAUUGUGAUCAUGGAUUUCAUUGCUGGUCCUUGUGCUAAUUUAGAUUAGGAGUAGAAAUAAUGAGCUAUAGUGAGGUCCACGUUAUAAUGACAGCAUUUGAUCAACUUUGGUUUUGCUAUCCUUGUCCAUCAUUCGACAUAGCCGGUGGUACUAUCCUUUUCUAGGUCUACAACGAUGCCAUUAUGUUUUUGACAGUGUAGAAAUAUAAUUAAUUAAUGCAGAGAAUCGGCAUCGCUAUUCUUCUAUCUUUAUCCAUUGCCAUUAUAACGUGGACCUCACUAUAGAAGCCUGUUUCAUUGAAACUUGGAGAUCACCUCUGUUGCGCAGGUUAUUUUCAAUUUAUAAUAGAGGCCCUAAGAUUUUAAAUUGUACCCUACUAAUUUUGAGCAUGUUGAACCAUUCAACAAACGAUUAAGAUCAAGAUGAAUUGAAAUAUUUGAUCUCUCCUUAAUCAACGAGCUGAAUAGUCAUAGUUUUCUCAAUAUUGUGUUGUUACGAUAUGCCUAUUCAUUGAAGUAAGCCUUAAAUAGAACCCUAGUUUUCAAUGUACUGAAAGAAUUCAUUGUGUGCCUGUUGUAAGAAGAUUGUUUAAAAAUAAGAAUUGAUACUAUACUGUAUACUAGGACUAUCUAAAGUCUCAUUUGUAAAUAUGUACUUUUCCAUUGAGUAGCCUAAUAUUAUAAUUAUUAAGACCUAAAAUAUAUAUGAAAUAAUGGUUAAGCUAUUAAAUUAGAAAAACAUAUUUGGAGUUUCUGAAAAAAUCUGUAAUGCCAUAAUGGAAAUCAUUAGGUUUUAUCUGACCUUUAAUUGAAAAGGUAAUCGAUUCACCAAAGGUUUACUGAAGAAUAAUGAAAAAUUGUCAGUGAUGAUGACAACACAUUUUUAAAGAGUAGGUUUAUGAGUUAAUUAUUAAAGAAUGAGCUGGUCAUUCCAAUUCUCAAUUUCCAGCUUAAAUUGCAGCUGAAAAGAUACGGGUCCAAAAUUUGAUUAAUAGAUGUUUUAACAGUAGAAAUCUAGAUUACACAGUGGUAACCCAAUUAUUAAGUUAUUUUAAUGAAUCAACAUUUUCAUCAUUGUCUAAAGGGGAAUUUGUCGUAUUUCACUAUUCAAUUAUUUUAAUUUUUGAUAACUUUUGAUGCUGGUAACUAAACAAUCCUCAAGCGAACUUACUUCAUUCAGAAACGGUCUAGUCAAUAAAAGUAUAGAUAACUUAUUGUAGUAGUUUUGUAUUGUUUCUGUGAUAGAUUGAUUUUAAUAAAAAACGAGAAAAAA
This is a messenger RNA of Nilaparvata lugens (brown planthopper), 4956 nucleotides long. RefSeq names its product protein glass. Gene Ontology annotation, cellular component: nucleus. The coding region runs from base 487 to 1956 and encodes 489 amino acids. Gene Ontology annotation, biological process: regulation of transcription by RNA polymerase II. Gene Ontology annotation, molecular function: DNA-binding transcription factor activity, RNA polymerase II-specific; RNA polymerase II cis-regulatory region sequence-specific DNA binding. The transcript is spliced from 8 exons. NCBI's taxonomy places the organism in Eukaryota, Metazoa, Arthropoda, Insecta, Hemiptera, Delphacidae. The record is from RefSeq and is a predicted model, not a curated record.